Molecule: messenger RNA, 971 nt
Organism: Pezoporus flaviventris
Lineage: Eukaryota; Metazoa; Chordata; Aves; Psittaciformes; Psittacidae
Product: transmembrane protein 17B-like
Exons: 2
Coding region: 590-943 (117 amino acids)
Biological process (GO): non-motile cilium assembly
Cellular component (GO): ciliary transition zone
Source: RefSeq, a predicted model, not a curated record
CCCUAACUAGCCCACGAGCUGCUGGCCAACCUGCCCCUCCAGAUGAUGCUCUACUUCAACGCCUGCUACUUCCCCGCGUGGUGCCUGGCGGAGGGAAUGAUGCUGCAGCUGAAGUAUCACCUCCUGCCUGGGCACUACCAGUUCCUGCUGGUCACCACUUUCCUCAUCCUCUUGCUGGUUGAGGGCUCCCGCCUCUACUUGGGCUACCUGGGGAACCUACAGGAGAAGGUAAGCACCACCUCUGCCCUGGCCUCAAGUCCCCUAUUCCUGGUGAGGGGUGGUGUUGCUGUGGCUUUGCUGGAUGGUCCCUCACUCAGGACCCGAGCACCCAUCACAACCCAUUCCUCCUGGAGUCCUGUCUGGAGCCAUCCUGGGAGGGAAGCAUAAGGGCAAGCAGGACCUGGAGGCAGGGGACAAGGGACUGACUCAUUCUCCUGCUGUACCCCUCCCUGUGUCAUGGGUGCAAUGCUCCAGCACUGGGCUUCACAGUGCCUGAAUACACACAGGCACAGCUCUGUGUGGCAGCAAUGUCCCAGUGCCCAAGGUGCCAAGGCCAGCAGAGUGGGAUAGUGGUCUCCGUACCCCACCGAUGGCUUCUGCACCCAUGUCACCAGCUCUGCUCCUGCAGGUACCCGAGCUGGCCGGGUUCCUCCUGCUCUCCCUCCUGAUCCAGCUCCCGCUCCUGCUCUUCCUGCUGACGGACAGCCAGGUCCUGUGCCUGCCGCUGGAGCUGGCAGUGCACAGCCUGCUCCUGGCCUUCCUCCUGGCCGAGAUCGUGGCUGCCUUCCUGGCUCUGCGCACCAUGAGCAAGCAGCUGGCAGCACAGUUCUACCUGCGGCAGUGGGAGGAGGGCGGCCGGGAUCUGUCAGCGCAGGCAGCCAGGGAAGGACCCUGCUGCAAGACUCCCCCAGCCCACGCUGUCAGCCCCAUCAGGGAGCAUUAAACAGUGCUCACGGCCCCAGUGCUGCAGU